GUUCGCCUGCUCCGCAGAGGAAGUCGCCGCGAUGUCCGAGACCGCUCCCGCCGCCGCCCCCGAUGCGCCCGCGCCCGGCGCCAAGGCCGCCGCCAAGAAGCCGAAGAAGGCGGCGAGCGGCUCCAAAGCCCGCAAGCCCGCGGGGCCCAGCGUCACCGAGCUGAUCACCAAGGCCGUGUCCGCCUCCAAGGAGCGCAAGGGGCUCUCCCUCGCCGCGCUCAAGAAGGCGCUGGCCGCCGGCGGCUACGAUGUGGAGAAGAACAACAGCCGCAUCAAGCUGGGGCUCAAGAGCCUCGUUAGCAAGGGCACCCUGGUGCAGACCAAGGGCACCGGCGCCUCCGGCUCCUUCCGCCUCAACAAGAAACCCGGAGAAGUAAAAGAAAAAGCUCCCAAGAAAAGAGCGCCUGCAGCCAAGCCCAAGAAGCCGGCGGCUAAGAAGCCCGCCAGCGCCGCCAAGAAGCCCAAGAAAGCGGCGGCGGUGAAGAAGAGCCCCAAGAAGGCCAAGAAGCCGGCAGCUGCAGCGGCCAAGAAAGCGGUCAAGAGCCCCAAGAAAGCCGCAAAGGCCGGCCGCCCCAAGAAGGCCGCGAAGAGCCCGGCUAAGGCGAAAGCGGUGAAGCCCAAAGCAGCCAAGCCUAAGGCAGCCAAACCCAAAGCAGCCAAGGCAAAGAAGGCAGCGCCCAAAAAGAAGUAAAUUGUAUCAGAAGAGUUCUCCUCUACAUACUUUGUUAUCCAACGGCUCUUUUAAGAGCCACCCACACUUUCCCUAAAGGAGCUGAUGCACCGAGGCCGUCUGUAACCUGCAGCAAGGAUCGAGUAAUUCGUAAGUCGUCAAGAGGUCAAUUGUGUUUUGUAUUUUUUGUUCCCUAGGAUUACCGAAAGAAAUGCUAAUGAACGCGGUAUAGCGCGGCGGCUUUAGGGAAGUGUAGACCUUUUCUUCUUCCGAGUGAUUACUUUGACUACAAGGAAACAAUGUUUUAUAAUGAUUUGAUAAAAAAUCGGAUGUAUGUUUUUUUAAAGAUUAUAUUUUGUAACAAAAUAAUGCAAUUGCCAGGCACGCUACUACUGAGCCAUGUCUAAUCUAUUGUAUUAUUUCUCUUACGGUAUCUCCGUAAAUGCCUUUUGUCUGUUUGGGGGGAGGAGGGGAGGGUUUCUUUACUGACACAAAUAUAGCCCUCAGUUCUCCCAAUCCUUUUGUUCCCGAUGAGAAAGAAAGAGCUUUAAGUCUUGAAAAAGCCCGCUUUGCCCAAGGAUUGGCCAGUGGAAGUCCCCGCCCGCUUCCCUUCCCCCUCCCUUCCCCGAAGACGAUUACGCCUCUUAUCUCUGGAACUGUAUCAGCCACUCGGAAAAGAAAGAGGCGGAAAAGCGGGGAGGGACGGGUACUCUCAACAAAUACUGUUCCUAUGUUCUCCGACAUAAGAACUAAACGGAAAGUAUUCCAUACCAGGAAGAACUUGUAUGGAGAGAGGACGUUUUGACACGACUUUGUUAACGAAAAUAUGGAAAGCGUUGCUACUAUAUCUUAAGCCAAAAAUAAAAAAUAAGAUAAAACA
Corvus hawaiiensis (hawaiian crow) is the source of this 1550-nucleotide messenger RNA. RefSeq names its product histone H1.01. Gene Ontology annotation, cellular component: nucleosome. The transcript has a single exon. The record is from RefSeq and is a predicted model, not a curated record. Bases 32 to 691 code for a protein of 219 amino acids. Gene Ontology annotation, biological process: nucleosome assembly. Gene Ontology annotation, molecular function: DNA binding; structural constituent of chromatin. NCBI's taxonomy places the organism in Eukaryota, Metazoa, Chordata, Aves, Passeriformes, Corvidae.